Molecule: messenger RNA, 1931 nt
Organism: Dimorphilus gyrociliatus
Lineage: Eukaryota; Metazoa; Annelida; Polychaeta; Dinophilidae
Source: the annotation of a GenBank genome assembly
CCCUUUCGAUUGUUGCCAAGUGAUGGAGUAGUAAUUCAAUUGUGGUCAUACAGGAUAUAUAAGUAUAUAUACAUAUAUAUAUAUACAUAUACUGUAUAUGUAUACAUAUGUAUAUAUAUUAUAUAAAUUAUUAUAUAGAUGAUUAUUAAAAAGAGUUAGCACAGUGUCUUUAAUAGUGAAUACCCUAACAUUUUUCUCAUAUAACAUAGACUUUAUCAAAGACCCGCAGGCGUUUAUUAUCGCUUGGGAGAAUAAUGCAAAAAGCUCACUUGGACAACUUUAUCUCAGAUGUAAAAUUAUCCCUUGAUUUGUAUGAGGAUGGAUUUAAUCGUAUGAGAAAAGAAGUGAUUGAUUUAUGCGGAAAUCAUACAGUCUGUGACGUUCCUCAUGUUCUGGAUCAGAUUCCUACAAGGGAAGAUAUAGAUAGCAAAUGGCAUGUGGCACCAUUAGCUCUCGCCUUAUUUAGAAAACAGUUUAACCUAUUCGAAUCUUUGCUAACGAAAGGAAUGAGACCAAACGGAAGAUUUGUGUUGAAUGGCUGUGAAACAACAUUAUUGCACGAGGCUGUAAAGGACGGGGGCUAUGACCAAGCAAUUCCUGAAUUGCUAAAAAGAGUUGACGUUAUAACGUACACAAAAAAUAGGGAAACUCCGCUUUAUUUAGCAUGUGAGUCUGGAAAUGAAGCGGCUGUUGAAAUAUUACUAUAUGCAAUGAAAGAGAAAACUGAUAGAAAUUUUGAUUUAUUGUACUUGAAAAGUUUAGGUCUUGCUGCGCUGAACGGCCAUGUUGGUAUUGUUAAAAUUUUUGUAAAAGACUUGUCGUUAGGUCUAGAAUUAAAUUUGAUAACGGAAAAACUUGGUUUAUCAGUCAUUCAUUCGGCCUUGAAGGGUAAUAAACUCGACGUGGUUAAAGAAUUGUGCCAUAUGCCGUGUGCAAAACAAAUUCUUGAUCAAAAAUCAGCGGAUGGGUUAACACCUCUACUUCAAAUAUGUGCUUCACCAACUCUAGAUAUAGAAUAUUUACGGAUAAUUCUUGAUGCGGGAGCUGAUAUUAAACAUUUUCAUUUAAAUGAAGAGAAUAUUAAAAUGGACGCCUUGAAAUAUGCUUCAGAGACUGGUCAACCAGAAAAGCUUAAAGAGCUCCUGGAAAGAGGAGCUACAACAGAUAACGAUGAAGAUGACGUUAGCGCAUUAAUGCUCUCCUGUCACGGUAAAUCUGGUAAAUGUGCGGAACUCUUAAUAAAAGCAGGAGCUAAUUGGAAGGAGGUUCAAAAAUGUCCAUCAGGAACGAAUUGUGAAGUUCUUGAUUACGCUGUUCAGAAGAGUGCUCCGGAAGUUCUACAAGUAUUAGUAGAUAAGGGAGGAAUUUUGUGGAAUAAUUUGCUAUAUACCGUCAGUAUAGCAGAACCUAGUAAAGAUUCGGCUGAAACUGCUGAUAUUCUUCUUUCUAAUGGUAUGGAUUCAACUUUAGAAAAUAGCGACGAAGUCUUUCCUCUCUUUAAACUAGUUCAAAAGCAGACUCGUAACGAAUACAACAGAGUUCUUGUCAAAUUCCUACAGCACACUCCAGCACCUGAUAAUUUGGCUAUGCAAAUGAUUCAAUAUUUCAGUACAUCAUUUAGUGUUGAAUUAAUACCAUUGACAUCUUUCGUUUUACUGCAUAUAGCUUCAUAUCCUGUUGCUGAGGCUAUACUGCCUUUAGAUUUAAUGCUGCCAUCAAAAUUUACAACCUGGUUAAUGCAAGAGGCCAAUCAACCUCAAUCGUUAAAGAGAUUAUCAAGGGCUCUCAUAAGACACCGUAUAGGACCGGUAAAAUUAAAGAAAAAAUGUCAGAUGCUACCUUUACCGAACUUAAUGAUUAAUUAUCUAAUGAUACCAGAACUAGAAAGCUACGAAGAGGAUGCAAGUGAUAUAGCAAAUUGGGAUGAGUGA